Eimeria tenella is the source of this 744-nucleotide messenger RNA. RefSeq lists its product as uncharacterized. The record is from RefSeq and is a predicted model, not a curated record. The coding region runs from base 1 to 744 and encodes 247 amino acids. The transcript has 3 exons. NCBI's taxonomy places the organism in Eukaryota, Apicomplexa, Conoidasida, Eucoccidiorida, Eimeriidae.
AUGGUCUUUAUUCCGGGGCUGGGUUUAACUCCCCAGUGGCCCGGGGCUUUUGCCCAUUCUGCGCGGGAGAAGCAGGAGCAGCUGCAGCAGCUGCAGCACUUGCAGCAGCAGCAGCAGCCAGACGCCGAGCCCUGGGGCGUGCUGCACCCGGCAGCAGCUGCUGCGCUCGGCAGGGGCCUCAGGGGCUCCGCAGCAGCAGCAGCAGCAGCAGCAGACUACAGCAGCUUUGGCUCCUCGCGCUGGGACCGCGGCAGAAACCAGCGGCGGGGCGAAAGAGAAGCAGAGCUGCGCAGCCCCAGCGCGCUGCAGCAGCAGCAGCAGCAGCAGCUGUACGAGCAGCAGCUGGCUGCCGCAGGGGCGCUCGGCGCGUGGUCCCCGCACUUCCUAUAUGCAGCGUACCCGCAGCAGCAGCAGCAGCAGCAGCAGAGCCGGCGUGCUGCUGGCAGCUUGGGGGCCCAUGGGGAGCCCCGGGGGCCCCUGCGGCUGCGGGGGCAGCAAGAGAGCAGAGCAGCAGCAGCGGGUUGUCUGCUGCUGCUGCUGCUGCUCACCUCUUCCCGCCCCACUACCACCACUACCAGCAGCUGCAGCAGCUGCAGCAGCUGCAGCAGCAGCAGCAGCAGCACGCCAGCUACGCCACUGUGCCCUACCUGGAGCCCGUGGGGGCCCCCCUGGACUCCUGCGGGGGCCCCACAGACCCCUGCGAAGCUGCUUCGAAGCAGCAGCGGGGCCCCGAGUGCAGACUAG